AUGUAUGUGUAUGUGUAUGUGUGUGUUAAAAUGGCAGAGGCCAGUAUUUCAGAGUUUCAGGACCAGUUCAUGUGUCCAGUCUGUCUGGAUCUCCUUAAGGAUCCUGUGACUAUUCCCUGUGGACACAGUUACUGUAUGGGCUGUAUUAAGGGCUGCUGGGAUCAGGAUGAUCAGAAGGCAGUCUACAGCUGCCCCCAGUGCAGACAGAUCUUCACACCAAGACCUUUCCUGGGUAAAAACGGCAUACUGGCUCAAAUGGUGGAGAAACUGAAGAAGACGAGACUCCAAAUUGCUGCUCCUCCUGCUCACUGUUAUGCUGGACCUGGAGAUGUGGAGUGUAGUGUUUGUACUGGGACAAAACUCAAAGCCAUCAAGUCCUGUCUGGAGUGUCUGGAUUCCUACUGUCAAACUCACUUUGAACAACAUGAAAAACUGUUCAAAGGGAAGAGACACAAAGUGACUGAUGCCACUGGAAAACUACAGGAGAAGAUCUGCUCUCUUCAUGAGAAGCUGUUAGAAGUUUUCUGUCGUACUGACCAACAGUGUGUGUGUCUGCUGUGUGUUAUGGAUGACCAUCGUGGACAUGAGACAGUGUCUGCAGCAGCAGAGAGGACUGAGAAACAGAUGCAGUUAGGAGAAACUCGGAGGAAAACCAAGUGGAGAAUCCAGAAGAGAGAGAAGGAGGUGCAGGAGCUGAGGCAAGCUGUGCGGUCUCUGAGGCGCUCUGCACAGGCAGCAGUGGAGGACAGUGAGAGGAUCUUUACUGAGCUGAUUCGCUCCAUUGAGAGAAGGCGCCAUGAGGUGACAAAGCUGAUCAGAGAUCAGGAGAAGAGUGAAUUGAGUCGGGCUGAAGGAGUCCUGGAGCGACUGGAGCAGGAGAUUGCUGAUCUGAGGAGGAGAGACACUGAGCUGGAGCAGCUUUCACACACAGAGGAUCACAUCCAUUUCCUCCAGAGUUUCCUGCCUCUCUGUUCCUUUCCUGGGUCUGAAUACUUACCCAGUAUCACUGUCAGUCCACACCUCUCUUUUGAAGAUGUAGGAAAAUCUGUCUCUCAGCUGAAAGAACAACUGGAGGAUUUCUGUAAGUACGAGUUUAGAAGAACUUCCUGUAAACAUUCAGGAUUUAAAUAUUGUCCUCCUCCUCAACCCAAAACCAGAGAAGAGUUCCUACAGCAUUCCUGUGAUCUCACACUGGAUCCCAACACAGCACACAAACACCUCUGUCUGUCUGAGGGGAACAGAGUGGUGACAUGGAGUGACAGACUGCAGUCACAUGCUUGUCAUCCAGAGAGAUUUGAUUACUGGCCUCAGGUGUUGUGUAGGGAGAGUGUGUCUGAACGCUGUUACUGGGAGACUGAGUGGAGUGGGGAUGAUGGGGUUUAUAUAUCAGUGUCAUAUAAAAGCAUCAGCAGGAAAGGAGAAGGUAAUGAGUGUGUGUUUGGAUUUAAUAAUCAGUCCUGGAGUUUGUACUGUUCUCACUCUAAUUACUUAUUCUGGCACAAUAAUAAAGAGACUAAACUCCCCAUAGUUCCCAGUUCCUCCAGAAUAGGAGUGUAUGUGGACCACAGGGCAGGAACUCUGUCCUUCUACAGCAUCUCUGACACAAUGACCCUCCUCCACAGAGUCCACACCACAUUCACUCAGCCCCUCUAUCCUGGGUUUUAUGUUUGGAAUGAGUCAGAAGUGAGGUUAUGCCGCCAUCAAAUAUGA
This is a messenger RNA of Chanos chanos (milkfish), 1710 nucleotides long. RefSeq names its product tripartite motif-containing protein 16-like protein. The coding region runs from base 1 to 1710 and encodes 569 amino acids. Gene Ontology annotation, molecular function: protein binding; zinc ion binding. The record is from RefSeq and is a predicted model, not a curated record. The transcript has 7 exons. Lineage: Eukaryota; Metazoa; Chordata; Actinopteri; Gonorynchiformes; Chanidae.